Molecule: messenger RNA, 285 nt
Organism: Entrophospora candida
Lineage: Eukaryota; Fungi; Glomeromycota; Glomeromycetes; Entrophosporales; Entrophosporaceae
Source: the annotation of a GenBank genome assembly
AUGUCUACUUCCAAAAUUCCUACAUUAGCAAGGCUUCAAAAACAAAGAUUAUUGAUACUUUCACUUAAAAAAUGGAUUCCAAAACUUCGAUAUUUGUUGUUUAUUAUAGGAAUCUGUUGGUUUUUUGUAUUUCCACUAGAAAAAUAUAAUAAACAUACGUAUAUAUCAGAGAAUGCACUUCUUCCUGGUCAGGUCAAUACAUAUUAUAGUUGGUCGAAUGUUUUUGAAGCUGCAGACUAUCGAGAUCAAAUUGAAUCAGUGUCAAAUGCAUCCAAGAUAGAGUAG